UGAAAGCUUUGUUGUCAAUGGCGCGAGGCUUCUUGAUUUCUACACAAACCAAAAAUUCUUCACAUUUUCUCCUAAAUUCCAUCUCUGAAACUUCAAGAUUAACUAAAUUACUCUAUUACCCUUCUUCAUCAUCUCUCCGUUUCUCUCUUUCACCUCCUCCUUUUCCUCCUCGGUUUCUGUGCAGUUGUUGCAGUCACCUCCAAGAAAAUGGCACAAUUGACAUGUCAGUACACUCAGAGGCAUUUGCUAAGCGUAUGGCUAUGGUGGGUCUCAAACCCCAUCAUCGUAUUGUUCUGGGCGUUUCUGGUGGCCCUGAUAGCAUGGCCCUCUGUGUCUUAACUGCUGCAUGGAAAACCAAUAACCUUGGUAAUGCUGCUCAAAAGAAUGAGUUUGUUGACGGGCUUUUAGCAGUGGUAGUUGAUCAUGGACUUCGUGCUGAGAGUAAAGAUGAGGCUCACCUUGUUCAUCGCCGAGUCACAAGCAUGGGAAUCGAAUGUGAGAUUGCUUGCUGUGAAUGGUCAGAAGGCAAGCCAAAGCAGGGUCACUUGCAAGAAGCAGCUCGCCAGAAGAGGUAUGAAAUUCUCCAAAGUGCUUGCAUCCGGCAUCAGAUUGGUGUGUUGAUGACUGCACACCAUGCAGAUGACCAGGCAGAACUAUUCAUUCUCAGGUUAUCUCGCAAUAGUGGCGUGCUUGGACUCGCUGGAAUGGCAUUUGUUUCAGAGCUGUUUUCUACAUGCCCAGAUUUAAGUGCUGAAGCGAGUAGCAAUGGACUUUUAUUGGUGAGACCUCUCCUGGAGUUACCUAAAGAAGAUAUGUACAAGAUAUGUCUAGCUGCCAAUCAAGAAUGGGUUGAAGAUCCCACAAACAGAAGUGCAUUAUUUGCUCGUAAUAGAAUUCGGAUGAUAUUGACUGACUUGGCAUCACCUAUCUUCAGAUCCGAGUUGCAAGCACUUAUCGCUGCUUGUCGGAGAACAAGGUUGCAUGUUGACAAAAUUUGUUCCAACCUGAUGCAUCAAGCUGUGACUAUCAUGCCUGAAGGGUAUGCGGUGAUUGAUUUAGGAAUCCUCGGUCCUUCAGAAUUAAAGGACAUAGUCCUCUCCAAGUUUAUUGCUUUGUUAUUGCAGUUUGUUUCACAAAAGCAAAGGCCAGUCAGAGGCAGUGCAUCAAAGUUGUUAUUAGACUACAUUCGGACUUCCCCAUGCAAGACUGCUGCUACUGCAUCCGGUUGUUACCUUUGUCCUGCUCCUGGCUCCAAAGGCACUAAAGUAUUGAUUUCCUGCUCUACUGAUGCUGAGUUGACACUAGAGUUGCUAAAUCCAUACUCGACCGAAGGAUAUAACAGCACUAUUUCGAAAGAGGUAGAGCAAAUUGUAGCAAAUGGGAGGUCAUACUCAGAUCAGUGCCCUCAAAGUAUGCUUGGAGUGCAAUUUUUGAACCUAGCAUCUUCUGAUUCCGUUUUAGCUGAAGCCAAAAGGGAAGGCAUUCUUAGUGAAUCUACCUACAAGAGCAUUAUUUCUCUGCGGAGAGCGGAAAGCAAUAAUUUCAAGUCCAAAACUAAUAUUGCGCUAAAAAACAAGGUGGAACACAAAGUAGAAUACACAGCUUCUGCUCCAAGCGAAGUACUCCAUCCUGAAAAAGUUGGGUACUUCAUGAACAGAUUUAUAGUGAAGUGGUAUCUGUGCAAGCAAAAUGCUUACACUUCAUAUUUCAUGAUUAAUUCUAAUCAACUCCAAGAUUUUGGAGAAGAAAUAUGUAACUUUUGCAAUUCUUGUGUCCUUGGCCAUGAUCAAAUGGUCAGGGUCCGUUACAUGAUUGAUGCUGAUUGGUUGUACCUAGCAACGUUAUCAAAAAGAGAGGAUAGAAGCAUUGUUCAUGAAGAAUGUUCCCUUUCAGUGGAGUCACGAGUAAUGAGCAACAUAAACUUGUGUUCUACUUGUACAAAAAAAUCAGCUGAAAGAGCUCUCCUCUUAUUGAAGUCCAUUCCUGUCGCUGCAAGAAGAGCUUUACCUGUCUUGGUCAAUGUGGAUGGAGUGUUGCUAAGCAUACCAAGUGUGGGUUUCCAGCACUGUCCUUGCUUGGUGGCAUCCGCUAUAUUUAAGCCAAAAGUCCCACUCGGUGGAGGUUACAAUUCAUUCCUCUAGCUGGUUUACAAUGUGAACUUGUUCAUGUAUCAUUAUUAGUUGAGCUGGUGUUCUGAUGUUUCCGAAGAGGGGGGAAAUCUCUGCUGGAUGGAGGUUAUAAUAUAUUCCUCUGGUUGGUUUACAAUGUCAACUUGGUUCAUGUACCAUUAUAAGUCUAGCUGGCCCUCCAAAGUUACCAGAGGG
Molecule: messenger RNA, 2324 nt
Organism: Solanum verrucosum
Lineage: Eukaryota; Viridiplantae; Streptophyta; Magnoliopsida; Solanales; Solanaceae
Exons: 11
Coding region: 18-2141 (707 amino acids)
Biological process (GO): tRNA processing
Molecular function (GO): ligase activity, forming carbon-nitrogen bonds; ATP binding
Source: RefSeq, a predicted model, not a curated record